AUGGCAGACGUAAGAAGAUUGAAGCAGAAUCGAGCUACGAUAAAAGUUGCCGAAGCAAAGGUCAAGUCGACGAAAAUCGAAAGCUUGUGGGAGGCUUUCCAAGAAGUUCAGAAAAAGAUUGACGACGCAAGAUUAGAAGGAAUCGAAGUCGCCGCAGAUGAAGAAGUGCUGCCUACCGCAGAGCAAGAGGCAGAACAACAGAUUUUUGAAAAUAUCUAUUUCGAAGCAGCAACGAAGAUCCAAAUGGUGCUCGAUACAGCACAAGCCGCUAAUCAGGUACAAGCUCAGGUCGCAAGGGCAGAGCCACAAAACGAAGACGGAAGGCGCGGACGGGGCGAACGGCGAAUGGAGGUCAAGCUGCCAACGUUGAAACUUCCCGAGUUCAGUGGCAAUUACAAUAAAUGGCUCUUAUUUAAGGAUGCGUUUACAUCAUUGAUUCAUGAGAACGACACACUCACCGAAAUACAGAAGUAUCAAUAUCUGCGAAGUUCCGUGACAGGUGAAGCGUUUCAGGUAAUCGGAGGCUUGGCCACGACUGCAGCAAACUACGAAAAUGCAUGGGAUCUUCUUCUAAACAAUUAUGAACAUCCGAGGCUUCUAAUUAACACACACUUGAGUCAAUUGCUUGAUUUUCCAGCCGUAUUAAAGGACAAACCAGCAACAAUGCGUCAACUGAUCGUUCACGUCAGAACGCACUUAAAAGCUUUAGAGAUACUAGAGCUUCCGGUUGAUAAGUGGGACGAGCUUCUCAUACACCUGUUAAAGAAUAGGAUGGAUUACAAUACACAGAAGAGUUGGGAAGAAGAAACCAAAAAGGACAAGGAAAAUCGACCUACGUUGGAGAACUUUCUGACUUUUCUCAAUGAGCAAGUACGAACGCUUGAGAUAAUUGACAAGACCAAGGGAAAGUCGGAAGCAUCAAAGACGUCAGCAGGGAAAAAACAAGAAAGAAAAGUAGCUUUGGCAACCACCUCUCAAGAAGGUUGUGUCCUCUGCAGCAAGAAUCAUCAGUUGUACCGAUGCUCGGAUUUUUUGCAGCUAUCGAGUGCUGACAGAUUAAAGGAGGUGAAAGCGAAGAAACUGUGUAUGAACUGCUUAAGCAAAGGACACUUUUCCGCGGCUUGCAAAUCUUCAGCAUGCCGGAGGUGCCAGAAGAAGCACAAUACCCUGUUGCAUCCAGAGCAAGAAGAGAAGACUGCAACCGAUAAGAAGUCAGAAGAGGACGCAUCCAAGAAGGCAGUGGUAAUGCACGGCACUCAAGAAACCUUGCAAGAUACUGAAGAGUCAUCUUCUGUAAUCAACCUUGGAAGAAAACCCACGUCGUGCGUGGUGCUGUCAACGGCCCGAGUUAUAGUCCAUGACGUCAAUGGAGGCCAGCACAAAUGCCGUGCACUUCUAGAUGCAGGGUCGCAAUCCAAUUUGAUCACCCAGGAACUCGUCGACAGGCUCAGAUUGAAAUGUAAAAGGAGUGACGAAGUCAUCAGUGGGAUCAACCGAUCACAAACCAAUGUCGGUAAGACAGUAGAAGUAAAAAUCCGAUCGACGAACGCGGAUUAUGAGGUAGAAUGUCUCGUGCUGCCUGCCAUUACUGAAAGACUUCCUCAAGUCAAAAUCAAUACUAAACUGAUUUGCUUGCCGGAGGGUUUGAGCCUAGCAGAUCCUGAUUUCCACACGCCAGGAACAGUGGAUAUUCUAAUAGGAGCAGGACUUUUCUGGCAAUUAAUCUGCAAGGAUUAUAUUCAAAGACCAAAGGGAAUACCCAGAUUACAACCGCAGUUAGAACGCUUUUGGAAGCAAGAGGAGACGCUCGAAAAACGGAGUCUCACCCAAGAAGAGAUUGAGUGUGAACGGCAGUUCCAUGAGUCGGUCAAGCGAGAUGAAACUGAAAGAAGAUUCAGAGGAGAUCCAGCAUUGAAGAAUGCGUAUGUUCAAUUCAUGGAAGACUAUGAAACUCAAGGCCACAUGUCGUUAAUGGGACCAGGCCCAGAUACGAGCACAAAGGUAGAGCAAUCGUACAUACUUCCGCAUCAUCCGGUGAUUAAACCGGACAGCACCACAACUAAGUUACGUGUUGUAUUCAACGCCUCAGCGAAGACAUCGUUGGGAACAUCGUUAAACGACAAGUUAUUCGCCGGUCCAAACAAGCAGAAGAGCCUGUUCUGCAUAGUCUUACGCUUUCGAUCACACCCCUUUGUCAUAACGGCGGACAUAGUUGCAAUGUUCCGACAGAUACUCGUGUGCGAAGAAGACCGAGAUUUACAACUGAUUCUGUGGAGAUCAGAUCCAUCGCAACCAGUUCAGAUCUUUAGGAUGAACACGGUGACAUAUGGCACCGCAUGUGCACCUUAUUUAGCCCUCAGCUGUUUGGAGAGAUUAGCGAUAGAAGAACUGGAAAGGUUUCUAAAGGCAACCUUGACGGUCGAAGAGAUGAAGAUGUUUCUCGAAAUAAGGUUGAAGAUCGAAGAGCUAAAGAAGUUCCUAAAAGAAGCAUUGGACAAUGAGAAAUCGGAGUUUCUACAAGCAAUCCUG
Molecule: messenger RNA, 2529 nt
Organism: Temnothorax curvispinosus
Lineage: Eukaryota; Metazoa; Arthropoda; Insecta; Hymenoptera; Formicidae
Exons: 4
Source: RefSeq, a predicted model, not a curated record